Erigeron canadensis is the source of this 2146-nucleotide messenger RNA. RefSeq lists its product as uncharacterized. The record is from RefSeq and is a predicted model, not a curated record. The coding region runs from base 55 to 2004 and encodes 649 amino acids. NCBI's taxonomy places the organism in Eukaryota, Viridiplantae, Streptophyta, Magnoliopsida, Asterales, Asteraceae. The transcript is spliced from 2 exons.
UAUAUAUUUUUCUUAUGUUGUUUUAUCGUACAUACUUGUAGUCAGAAAACAUAUAUGUCUACAAGAGAUGAGUGUAUGGAGCAACUGCAACACGAGCAUUCUCUUGUACUUGUAGAUUUGUUGCCGCAUUAUCCACAGUACGAUGAAUAUAAUGACGUCGAGGAAGAGGAGGAAGAGGAGGAAGAGGAUUCAUAUACAAAUUGGAAUUUCUGCAGUCAAUGUAAUUUAUGUGGGCGAGAAAUUACCUUGUGCCAACGGUAUUAUUACAAAUGUAACCACGGUUCAUGUAAUUACUUUCUCCAUAAAUGGUGUAGAGAGCUUCCAACAACAAUAAACCAUAGAUCACAUCAUUGUCUGAAUGGUACUCUUACCUCUUUUCUCUUCGAUAGUCAUAUUUUCACCAUGUUUGAUAAAAUAUACCAUUGGACAUGUGACGUAUGCAAAACCAUUCAUAAGCCAGAUGAAAUACUUUACAGAUGUUCUAAAUGUUAUUUCUACGUUGAUCUAAUGUGUGCCAUUGCAGCAAUAGAGAAUCAGAUUAUUUUUAACCCUGGCCACCCCCACCCACUAGUUUCUAGUUCAUAUGAGCCAAUUCUUAAAACAUGUGAUGCUUGUGGGAUUAAACAUCUUGGUCGCUUGUAUAAUUGUACCAUAUGUUUUAACUUCUCCAUUCAAAGUGACUGUCUUUUCCUAUCCAAAAAAUUAGUAACCCAACAUACUCACCCACUCAUAUUAUCCUAUUCAUUCCCACAUGAACAUCAAGAGGAGGAAUUCACUCCUAGUUGUAGGAUAUGCAAUCAAGGUUUUCCCAAUGAGACUCUUUGGAUUUAUAAAUGUGAGAAGUGCAGGCUUUAUGUUCAUCUAGAUUGUGCAAAAUCACAAGGAGACAAGUUCAAUUUUGAUCUACAAGAAAAUGCCAAAAACUAUGAAGAUAAUGAUCAUCCUAAUCUCCUCAAUCUCCCGUUCGAGGAUCAAAGUGAUAGCAUUGUAAAACAUGUUUUUUUCAAGGAAGGUAUAACUUUUGAAAGAAAAAACCAAAAACAAAACAUCAAUUUUCAUGAACACCCACUCUGUCUCGUAACAAAGCCAUCAUCAACUUUAGAUGCCUCAUCAUGUUGUCAUAACCCGAUGAAAAAAAUUGAACUAUUAUGUGAUGGAUGUGUGAGACCGGUCACAAGUUUCCCAUAUUUCAAAUGCACCGCUACUAAAGAUCAAGGUUGUAACUUUGUUCUCCAUGAGUGGUGUACUUUUUUACCCCCUACAAAAAAUCACCCAGGCCAUCGACAUACACUCAAUCUCCUACCAAAAGUCCCGAGGAGGUUUUUAGGCUUGUUCCAUUGUGAUGUUUGCUCUUUUCCUUGUAACGGUUUUGCAUACGGCUGCCAAAAAUGUGGUUAUUAUAUUGAUAUUAUUUGUGCAUUCAUGCCUGAAGAAAUCACGCACGAAGCUCACCCUAAUCACCUCUUUUUAAGAGUUCGCUCUAAUAUGAAGAUACAUUGUCUUGCAUGCUUAGAAAUUGACCGCAGGUUAUUUAUAUACAAAUGUCACUCAUGUGAUGUUUAUCUAGACGUUGGAUGUGCUUUAUCGUUGCCUAAGAUAAUCACACACAAGUCCGACAAACAUCCCAUGAGACUGAGUUACAUGCCAAUUGCAGACCAUAAGACUGAAUAUUUUUGUGAAAUUUGUGAGGAUAAAUUUGACCCAAAACGUUGGUUCUACCAUUGUAAUGUGUGUGUUCAAUCUGUGCAUACUGCUUGCGCUCCGUUGAUACUACAGAAUGAACGAGAUGUCUAUGAAUGGUAUAAAAAAGGUGUUUAUGAGUUUAUGAACAUAAAGUUUGGAAGCUUUUCUAACAUUCGAAGGCACGAACACUCCAUGUUAUUUGCUCAAGGGAUAGAAAGCGAUGGAAGUUGCCGAGUAUGUAUCACAAGAUGCAAGUAUCAAAUGAUAUUGAGAUGUUUGGAGUGCGAGUACGUAAUACAUUAUCAUUGUCGUAAUUAUUAGGGGUCAACAACACAAAUAUAUUGGCAUGUGUGUUAUAUUGAAUUUGUUGUUUUCCAUAUUUCAAAAAAAUUUCAUAAAUGUAUGUAUAUUGUUUAAUUAAUAAUCAACAUGUUCAAUAAACAAUGGUUCCAAUCCGUGUAAA